GUUCCGGAUGGGUACAAAUUUUAUAUUCGUGUUAUUUCUAUUGUUUUUUUCCUCACCAAUUUCUGUUUCCAAAACAGUGCAGACUUUGGACGCAGACGAUUCCUCAAUCUACCAAGAUGGAUUGAUGUAUCAUCAUUACGAGCAGUUGAAAGAAAUCUUAUUUCAGUUGAAGGAAAAUUUCAGCAGUUUGACAGAUGUAUAUUCUGUGGGGAAAACAAUUGAAAAAAGAGAAAUGUAUGUUAUACGCAUCACUUCGAAUGUCACGGCCAUUAAACCUAUGUUUAAAUACGUCGCAAAUAUGCACGGAAACGAAGCUGUCGGUAGAGAGUUGCUUCUCCAAUUAGCACAUUACUUGGUACAUAAUUACGGAAAGUUAGAAAGAAUCACCAAUCUACUGGAUACAGUCGAUAUACAUUUGAUGCCAUCUGCCAAUCCUGAUGGAUUCGAAAAGGCUAAAGAAGGCGAUUGUUUUGGAUCUCAGGUCCCUUCCGGUAGAGAAAAUGCGAAAGGAGUCGAUCUGAAUCGAGACUUCCCCGAUCAGUUUAAUGUCUCUAAAAAUUAUUCCUUGCACGAGGGACGGCAACCCGAGACUUUAAACCUUAUGACUUGGAUUGUAUCGAAUCCAUUUGUCCUUUCUGCCAACUUACAUGGCGGUGCUUUAGUUGCUAGUUACCCUUUUGAUGAUUCUAAGUUUCAUAAAAUAUCAGGGUAUAAAAGCACGAGUCCUGAUGACGGCCUUUUUCAACACUUAGCCCUCGCUUACUCUAAUCUGCAUCCAGAAAUGCAUAAAGGAAAUUCUUGCCCUGAUGAUUCUUUUGUGAAAGGAAUAACAAAUGGUGCUGAAUGGUAUGAUGUGCCAGGAGGAAUGCAGGAUUUCAACUAUGUAUAUAGCAACUGCUUUGAAAUUACACUAGAAUUAUCAUGUUGCAAAUAUCCUAAAGCAAGUAAUUUAACGCAAGAAUGGGAGAAUAAUAAAGAAGCUCUUUUGAAGUUCAUUGAAAUGAUUCACAUGGGCAUUAAAGGAACAAUUACUGAUUCUACUGACAAAUCAGCAAUAGAAUUGGCAUUUAUUCAUGUUAGUGGCAUUGACCACAAUGUGACAACAACAAAGGAUGGACAUUAUUGGAGAUUGCUUCUUCCUGGAGUUUAUACUGUUGAAGUCUCUUCAUAUGGCUAUCAGCCUCAAUCAAAGUUAGUUGUUGUCAAGCCUGAUAGUGUUGAAGAAGUUCAUUUUGAACUAUUAAGAGAUAGUUCAAUUUCCUUCCCUGCUAAAAAGGUUGAAACACCGAGUAGAAAGAUACUUGCUCCUUCAUUUCCUUUCUCCUUCAUAGAAAAUAAUUCUACUUCUGAGAUUCCAAUUACUGAAGAAGCCUCUAGCACUUUAGCCACACCUGACAUUGCGAAUCAUUCUGAGCAAACUACUUCUGAGAGCCCUACUGCAGCCAGCAAAUCGUCUGCUUUAGAUGUUGACAAUGAAGAACAAGCAUCACCUAUUGAAUCAGGAAAGGACAAAUCCUUUGAAUCUAUGGUUGAAUUUAAGCAUCACAAUUAUUUGGAAAUGGUUUCAGUAUUAAAGAAUGUGUCAAAGCAAUGUCCAAAAAUUACCAAUUUAUAUAGCAUUGGCCAGACAGUUGAAAAUCGAGAAUUAUAUGUAUUAGAAAUGAGUUCCAAUCCUGGAAUGCAUGAGCCUGGUAAGCCAGAAUUUAAAUACAUUGGAAACAUGCAUGGAAAUGAAGUUGUGGGCCGUGAAAUGCUUCUGUUGCUUGUACAGUAUUUCUGCCUGAAUUAUGAAAGUAAUGAACGUAUUAAACAUUUGCUAGACACUACACACGUACAUAUUAUGCCUUCAAUGAAUCCUGAUGGAUAUGAAAAGGCAAAAGAAGGAGACUUUGAUGGGUAUGGUGGGCGAGAAAAUGCUAACAACAUAGAUCUUAAUCGUAACUUUCCUGAUCAGUUCAGAGUCAACAAAGACAAUGCUGUUCAACAACCAGAAACCAUUGCUGUCAUGAAUUGGAUCCUUUCCAAACCUUUUGUAUUAUCUGCUAAUUUACAUGGAGGCUCUCUUGUAGCAAACUAUCCAUAUGAUGAUAAUAAAGAUGAAAUUGAUGGUUUGUACAGUAAAAGUCCCGAUGAUGCUGUUUUUCGGCAACUGGCAUCUGUUUACUCAAACAAACAUCCUACUAUGCACUUGGCUAAACCUUGUGGAAAAGGUAAAAUGAGUGAAACAUUUCCUGGUGGCAUUACAAAUGGUGCUGUCUGGUACAGUGUUUCAGGCGGAAUGCAGGACUGGAAUUAUUUACAUUCCAACUGUUUCGAAAUCACUCUAGAACUGGGAUGUUUUAAGUAUCCACCUGCUAAAGAUCUUCCAAAUCUUUGGGAUGAAAAUAAAGAACCUUUAAUAGCAUACAUUGAAGAGGUUCAUUCAGGUAUACAUGGCUUUAUAUUUGAUACUAAAGGUGUUGGCAUUUCAAAUGCUACAAUCCAUGUAAAUGAAAUUAGUCAUGACGUUACAUCUUCACAAUUUGGUGACUACUGGAGGCUUUUAGUACCUGGAAAAUAUAUAGUGGUUGUUAGUGCUCCGGGGUAUUCACGUAGCACUGCAAAUGUUGAAGUGCCCCAAAAAGGAGGAAUUCAAGUCAAUUUCACUUUAGACAAUCACUUUUUCCACUGGUCUCAGACUGAAGAUUAUGGAAUAUUGGAUAAUAUUGAGGAUGUCUAUUUGAGUAACUCUGAGUUGCAUAAUGAGCUACUUCAGUUGUCAAAUGACAAUAGAAAUUUUGUGAAACCAAUGUCAAAUAUAGGGUCUGAUGGAUUAAAGACAUUGAAUUUUGUGAUUGUAUCAUCAGAGGUGUACAAAAGUAGUGACAAGCUACAAAUAGCUGUUAUUGGAGGCCUUCAUCAUGACCAACCCAGUGGUAGAGAGAUUUCUGUUAGACUUUUAAGGCAUCUUGUCGAAGGCUACAAAGCAGGUGAUGAAAUUAUCAAAAAUCUUCUGGAAAAUGCAGCUCUUCACAUUAUUCCUGCUGUGGACACCCGAUCUCAUUCAGUCAAAUUUUCAUCGAAAGAUAUUGAUUCCGAAUUAGACUAUGGUGAUAAAUUUGGAGAAGAUUUUUCUGGUGUGUUUGGUCCUGUGGAGGGUUUGAAGAACAAUUUGCUUUCAUAUCACUAUUCAACCUUAAUUAGUAUUGAAGGAAAUGGACUGGAGUUAAGUUUUCCUCAAGCUGUUGCUGAAAGUGAUAAUGUCGAAGAUUCACUGACUUUUAAACAUCUAUCUAGAGAAUAUAUUGUUCACCACCCAGUACUCUCCAAAUCAGCCAUGUGCGGGGAUAAAAAUGAAUCUAUAACAGUCUAUCAUGGUCCUAAUUCCCUUCUGGAUUAUGCUUACUCAAAUCACGGAACUGUUGCAAUUGCUGCGCAUAUUAGCUGCUGUAAUAGUCCAGAACCCAAAGAAUUACCAUCUCUAUGGGCUAAUAAUCUUCAAUCAAUGCUUUCUCUCCUGAAGGCUGCAGCACAAGGUGUUUUUGGGCACAUUAAAAAUAGUGAUGGACAACCUCUUACGAAUGCUAAUGUCAGGAUUCUUCAUAACAAGAGAAUGAUUCCAGUGCAUGCAAAAACAGCAUUUUUUGCAGUCACUUUAGCUCCAGGAACUUAUACUUUUUUCUUCUCCUGUGCUGGAUACGAAACUGCCACAAGUCAGAUUACUUUAAGUGAAGGCGAUGUCUUAAAACAUGAUAUUGUUUUGGAUACAGUAAUUACAGAUAUUCGAUCUCAUGAUUAUGUUUCAAUGUUUGACAGUUUAAAGCAUUUGCACCAACAGCACACAAAAAUAACAAAUUUAUUUAGUAUUGGAAAAAGCAAGAGUGGGAAAGAUUUGUGGGUCUUGGAAAUCAGCCCUCCUGAAACAGAACCACUGAACUUUUUACCUGCAGUACGUCUAGUUUCAGGAUUGAACGGCUAUGAAGCUGUUGCUACAGAAGUAUUAAUUCAACUAAUAAACCAUUUGGUUACACAUUAUGGAAAAGAUACCUUCAUUACCAAUUUGAUUGACAAAACUAAAAUCUACAUUGCACCUUUGUUGGAUCCUGAUGGAGUAGAGAAUGCUGAUCUUUCAUCUUGUGACAUAAUGCAGAAACAGAACAGACAUUUGUUCUUGAACAAUAAGUUUGAUGCGUCUGAGAGGCACAUAGAACCAGAAGUUGCUGCAGUAAAAAAAUGGAUGCAACUGGAACCAGCUGUUUUGUCUGCUGCCUUUUUCAGUGGUGCUGAAGUAGUCGCCUUCCCCUUCCAAGAGUCAAAUAAUAGAGAUUUAAUGCCGAAGGAAAAAGAUGUUUUUAUGCAACUUGCCAAAUCUUACAGUCAAAACCAUCCAGAAAUGAUUCAUGGGAAAUUCAAUUGUUCAUCAACACACUAUAACUUUGCUGAUGGUAUUGCAAAAGCUUCAUCUUUGCAUUCUCAUAAAGGCAGUUAUAUAGAUUAUGGUUUUAAGCAUGGUAGCAGCUAUGACUUUGGUGUAUAUGUAUCAUGUUGUUCUAAAGCAAAACCACAAGACAUGGCAAAAAUUUGGCUUGAUCACAAAGUUUCAAUUCUAAGUUUCAUUCAGCAAGCUCAGAUUGGAAUUGUUGGAUCUGUGAGUUCUCUGAAUGAUAAACCAAUACUUAAUGCUUGUGUGAAAAUUCGUGAAUUUUCAAGAUGCUCAAAAAGUGAUACCAGAGGAUCGUAUCAGUUUUUAUUAUAUCCUGGUGAAUAUGUUGCUGAGGUGGUGGCAGAUGGAUAUGUACCUUUGACUAAGAUUGUGCGUGUGUACCCCGGGAAAGCCACUAAUGUAGAUUUUAAACUAAAGGAAGAUAAUCGAAUUGGAGGUGUGCCUCGUAACUCAUUUUUUAUCGUCUUGGGCUCAGUGGGCAUUUUCUUAAUGGUAGCAUCACUGUGUGUUUACAGUACUAUUCUCUACAGAAGACGCAAAGGGUACUCAUUCCAGAGACUUGAUCAGGGGCAGUGUUUGUUUGAUGACGAUGAAGCACCUGAAGCUUUAAAACUUAGCCCCUCUAAAAGGCUCCUAAAAACUUCUGAGUAUCACGAUGAAAGCACCUCCGAAGAUGAACUUUAUAAUACAUAUGCAUGGAAAAAUGGUCGAAGAAAGCAGAAAUGGUAUGCUGGAAAUGCAACUUAGGAAAAAGCCUUGAAAGGACAAAAAUAUAUAUUUAAUAUAUUGCCUGUGAUCAUGAACAACUUGAUUUUUUUAAGAGAAACUACUGUAAUAUUUUUGUGAUUUUAAAAUUUUUAUGAAUGUUUAAAUUUUAAAUAUACAUUUUUAUUGUUCUUCAGAUAGUUCCUAUAGCUAUUUUCAUGUAAUUUUGUUUAAAAGAAAUUGCACUUCAUUAAGUUUGCCUUUGAAGAAUUUUAAACAAAAGUUGUUUUAUUAUAAAAUCAGUACUUCAUCAAUAAAUUCAUUUUUUAACCUAAAAAUGCAUACGUUGCAAAUGCAAUGCUUACCUUUGUGUCAUAAGUUACAUGUGUAAUAAAAUUAAAAUUACAAAAUUAACACUUACAAUUUUGUACACUUUUUGGGGGUGCAAGGAACCAAUUUUUCAAUGCAAAAAAUUAGCUGAUGGGAAGAAAAGACUUCUCUCAAAUGAAAAGCUUUUAUCAAGGGCUUUUAUGAGUUGCCUUUUCAUCCAUUAGUCAUUUUUUGAUACUGAAAAAGGGGCUCCUUAUAACCCUGAAACAUGUUUCUGCAAUUCUAAUUGCUAUUUGUGCAAUUUUAAUGUGGUUUUUAUGUUUGUUUAUGUAGUUGGGUAAGUGUAAGAGGUUUUAAGCAUUGUUUUUAAAAUUCUGUAUUGAAUCCUUUUCAGGUGGUUGAGCAGAACUGCUAUCUGCAUUCAGUAUAUUUAUGUGAAUAUUUUUUAGCCAUUUCUUUUUUUUUUUUUUUUGCUGUAAACUAUUUAAAAAAUACAGUAACAAUAAAAACGCCAGUACAUAAAAGUCACUUAAAUUAAAUAAAUGAAAACCAGUUUAUACUAGUAAAUUAUUCCAUUUAUGAAAGAAGAAAAAAAAUCUUGUAAAGCCUAUAAAUGAUUGUACAGUUGACUAUUAAUAGCAUUUCUGCAUUAAUCAUACUUUUAUGAUCUUUACUCAGUGCAAUAUAAGCAGCCAGUUACAAAAUUUUUACUAGCUAGUAAAAUGGCUAAAAAUUAAGAGAAAUGGGAAAGUAACAAAAAAAAAAAAAAAAAAAAAAAAGAGAGAGAGAGAGAGAGAGAGAGAAAGGAGGAAAAAACACUUUUCUCAACUUUGAACUCCAAGUUGGUAUAUUCCUACCAGAAGUAAUUUGUUCUCAGUCCUCAAAAUGUGGCAUUAAUUGCUUGUGUUUGAAACAAAAAUUUUCCUAAAAUAAGUAUGAUAUAAUUUCCUGUGUAAUUGUCAGUUUCGAGAGCUAAAGUGAACAGAAGUGGAUGUUUUCUAAAGAUAAAAUACUUAUGGUAUAAAUGCUGAGGAUAAAAUGCUUUAGGUAAAAAUGCUAUAUCACCUCUAGCUCAAAAGGCUAUGAAUUAAACUGAAUCUUCUUACUUUUUCCUUCUAAAGUAUUGUUUCAAAUCAACAAAUUCCUCCAGACAAAAAUUGACAAUUUUUGUAAAUGUUUGUAAAUAAUUUAUUGUUUUUGUCAUUUUAUCAUGGUUGUAGCUGGGAAAUAUAGAUGUCAACACUUGCAUAUUUUUCAUAAUUUUGUAUAAACAUAUUUAUGUGAUCAUUUUUAUUCUAAAGUUAUCAAAUGUUAGAUAUUUAUAAAUUAGCAGCAAAUUGAGAACAAAUUUUCAAUUGCAAUUAUUUGUUGCUGAUGUCGAAAGUUUUUAUUGGUUUAAUUUUAACUUCCGAAGAUCUCAUUUCAUUGAAACACCUUGCACUUUUUAUAAUCACAAGUAUCUGUAGGUCACCCCUUUUUUUGACAAUAAAACUAUUUGCAUGUGGUAAAAUCAAAAUGUUUACUUUUCUUAAUGCUUGAAGAUUUGCUUCCUUUGAAAGCUAUAAGUAUUAAUAGUAGAGAUAUCUGGGAAAAGUUAAACUAGGUGUAAAUAAAGAAACACUCCAUGUGGCAAAGUCAACCAUGAAUUUGGAAUACAAAUCAGCACCAAACAGAUAGUGAAUAUGGGUUUAACCUUUUUAUUGCAGAGAAAAUGCACCAAUACUGGUAACUCAUUUGUUUACUUUCGGUCUUUUACCUUUUGCUGAACAGAGUACGGUAUUAGAGUUUCCAAUGCCGCGUCGAAUUCAGUCCCGCGGGAUUUUGGGAUUGUAAGGAGUCAAUCCCGCAGGAUUCACUUUAUUCAACUAAAAAUUAAAUUUUAAUUCUCAAAUCGAAAAUAUUGUGCUUUUUGGAAAGGAUUGUAGGGCACUAAAAAGUCAGAUCCCAAUUAGCAAUUAUCGUUUGAUACACAAAAGUGUGCUCUAAAAAAAUCCAAUGCAUCUUAACAAAGCAUCGUUCGUAUGGGAUGUGAAAGGAUUUUUGCUCAAAAAAUAAUAAGUUUGAUGAAAACGCAUGUUGUGGGUCCUUUCUCUAUUAUGAUACUUUCUUUAUUUUUUUUCUAAACCAUAAUUUUCUGAAUUUUAAAUUUUAGAGAUGGUUUUCAAAAAUGUUUGUAAUUUUUACGCAUUUUCUCAAUUACUGAACGAAUGAAAACUGAAACCUCGAAUGAGAAUACCAAUUCGCCCUCAGAAAAAUAUGCUCUAUUUUUAUACUGUUCCUAAAAGGUAAAUCCACAUCACAUAAUAGAAAGUUUUCUUACUCUUCUUGCAGAAAUACAAGGAAGGUGAUUCUAACUUCAGAUGACACUUGUGAAAAUAGUCGUUUUAUGAGCGGAAAAAGUUGGAAAACAUUUGCAUGCAAAAAAUUUGCGGGAUUCGAAAUCCCGCUAAAUAUCAUGCGGGAUCCCGCGGGGAUCGGGAUUGGAAACUCUAUAUGGUAUGUGUUGUGAGUGGUGAAUUACUCAUGUUGUUAAACUGUUUAAGCAAAAAUUGAAUUUAAAAAAAAAAAGACUAAUCGGCAAAAGAAAUUUCUGGAACUAUGCAUUCCACUGCAUGCAGAAUAUUUUAAAAUCUUUUAAAAACCAUAGUUCUUUUUUUUUUAUUUUAACAAAAAAUAAGUAUGAAGAACUUUGUGUAAGGGAGAUUCUGCUGAAAUAACUAAUUUAAAGCAUACUGUGAUGAAAAAUGACAUUAAAUUUUAUCUGUUAAAAAAUGUGAUUAAAGAUUGUUAUUUUUAGAAA
Molecule: messenger RNA, 8258 nt
Organism: Uloborus diversus
Lineage: Eukaryota; Metazoa; Arthropoda; Arachnida; Araneae; Uloboridae
Product: carboxypeptidase D-like
Exons: 26
Coding region: 8-5170 (1720 amino acids)
Biological process (GO): proteolysis
Molecular function (GO): zinc ion binding; metallocarboxypeptidase activity
Source: RefSeq, a predicted model, not a curated record